Onychostoma macrolepis is the source of this 643-nucleotide messenger RNA. RefSeq lists its product as uncharacterized. The transcript has 2 exons. NCBI's taxonomy places the organism in Eukaryota, Metazoa, Chordata, Actinopteri, Cypriniformes, Cyprinidae. Bases 157 to 405 code for a protein of 82 amino acids. The record is from RefSeq and is a predicted model, not a curated record.
UUUAAGUCGAACUGCUUCAAGAACCUCGCUACUGAGAAAUGGCAUGUAGCUUUUCAGCUGCGAAACUAUUUUACUGAUAAAUUCGCGGGGCAGCGAUGAAAAGUUUCUGUCCGCGUGUCUGUAGCCUAUUGUGUGUGUGUGCGUCUGUGAGAGAGAAUGGGAAGUGAUUUCCGCUUACAUAAAAAAGACUCGGUGAUGAAGUCAUGCGCUUACAAGUCCUUCUGUGACAAGUCUCCCAUGAGCAAUGGAGAGAUGAAGCUGGAAUGCUGCUUCAACGACGACUGUAACGGCCCUCACCGGUCCCACAGCCACGGGGAGCACGAAAACACCGCCAUGAGCCUGAGCUCCAGCCCCGUCCUGCUGCUGGGGGUCCUGCUGCUUAGACUGGCUCUCAGUUCCCUGUAAACCUGAACACAGAGACCUUUAGUCAUACAUGUUACAUAAAUACAUGAAUAAAUGAUGGAGUAAAGGUGUUAAUGUAACUGAUAGAUGAGCUUUUGUCUGUUGGGCGGCAGAAUAAUCUGUGUUUUUGCUGUUAUACACGUACAGGGGUUAAAUAAACACUGCUUAGAUUUGGUGUUCAUCUCUUUUAUUUUCUGUUGUAUGAGCUCAUAUGAGAAUCUGCUAAACUAAUGAAUAAAUG